Molecule: messenger RNA, 1470 nt
Organism: Rodentolepis nana
Lineage: Eukaryota; Metazoa; Platyhelminthes; Cestoda; Cyclophyllidea; Hymenolepididae
Source: the annotation of a GenBank genome assembly
AUGCGCCUUCGAUCGGGUUCUUUGGUUAAUAAUCUGUCGUGUGAUCUUCACAGAACGAAAAAAGUUGCAAGAUAUUCUUUAAGGGGUGCGAAAACUCCACUCAGGCGGCAGAGAUUGCGUAGCUUAAAUGGUGCCCGCAUACCGAAUCGUAUUGAUGUGUCGAAGAAGUCUCCUGUUGUCUCGAAGUGGAAUGGUGCCUCAUAUGCUGAUGAUCAAGAAAACCUCAAUAUUUCCACAUCUUCGAAAAUGACAAAUUUGGACCUAGUCGAAAUUGUUUCACCACGACGGUUUAAGUCUUUAAAUAAAGAUCAGUCAGCGAAGAUCAAAAGACUUGAUGCUUGCAAAAUCGAAAUAGACCCUGAUGUGUCAUUGUGUCAUUCUGUUUGUACUCAUGAAUCUGGAACUGAGAAUGAAACAAUCCUCAACCAUUCAUUUACCUCUGACCCCAGGACAAAACUUUUAGAACUUUGCGGUCAAACAGAAGUGAAAUCGAUGUCCUCAUUUUUUGAUGCCGAAUGUCUGGAGAAUAUAAUCAAAAUUGGCGAGGGUGUUUAUGGGGAAGUCUUUCAAUCAAACAAAAGUUCCGUUAUUAAAAUAUUCCCAAUUGAUGGCUCUUUUACUGUUAACGGUGAACGUCAAAUGGAAUCCUAUCGCGUAUUUCCCGAGGUCUUUAUUUCCAAACAGUUAACAGAACUUGGAUUCAAAUACCGGCAAAAUCGGGCCGUCAAUUUUAUCCAGCUCCGGAGAUGUGCUGUUGUUAAUGGAAAAUGGCCACAGGAAUUAGUUAAGGCCUGGAAGAAGUAUGAAGCAGUUAAUGGUUCUGAUAAUGAAUGCCUCGACUUCCUACCAGAAACGCAGGAAUGGAUGGUUCUAGAAUUCGACUAUGCUGGUAAACCUCUGGGUACUUUCAAGUUUACCUCUUAUCGUGAAGCUCAUUCGGUGAUAGAGCAGAUAGCUCUUUCGUUAGCCGCAGCGGAAUCAGCCUUACAAUUUGAGCAUCGCGAUUUACACUGGCUUAACGUACUUGUUAAGCCUACCAAGCAGACGAAACUGCGAUAUCGCGUCGACGGCUUGAGCUAUUCUGUACAAACGGAGGGUAUUCAGGUUUGUAUUAUAGACUUCACUGUGUCUCGUCUUUGUCGCGAUGGAAACGUUGUUUACGUGGAUAUGUCGAAUUCUCCUGAAAUUUUUGAAUGCGAAGGUGAUUAUCAGUUUGAAAUAUACCGGAUGAUGCGCGAUAUGAAUGGUAAUAAUUGGCGGCCAUUUAAACCAAUAACAAAUCUGUAUUGGUUGCAUUACUUGAUGGGCAAACUCAUUCACGAGAGUCUAUUUCCCCGUCGAGACCCUGAUGGCAAAGCAGUUCAGUCUGAAUUGGCUGCUCUCCGCGACAAUGUUCUCUCAGGUGAUUAUGACUCUACCAUGAGUCUUGUUCGAAAUUCCUUCUUUUUUGACAGCUGUCGGAUUGAGUGA